This is a messenger RNA of Oppiella nova, 153 nucleotides long. The record is from the annotation of a GenBank genome assembly. Lineage: Eukaryota; Metazoa; Arthropoda; Arachnida; Sarcoptiformes; Oppiidae.
AUGGAUAAACCCGAGUGGCUCCUGGACCGCAACCCAUCGGGGAAAUUACCGGUGCUCGAGAUCGGCCCCGACAGUCAAAUCCUAACCGAGUCGCUCAUAAUUAGCGUUUAUUUAGAUUCGGCCUAUCCUGACAAACAGCGCCUACAACCUGAG